Molecule: messenger RNA, 5120 nt
Organism: Sitodiplosis mosellana (orange wheat blossom midge)
Lineage: Eukaryota; Metazoa; Arthropoda; Insecta; Diptera; Cecidomyiidae
Gene: ImpE1
Product: mucin-5AC
Exons: 8
Coding region: 1168-4359 (1063 amino acids)
Molecular function (GO): protein binding
Source: RefSeq, a predicted model, not a curated record
AGUUCAAAUUUGACCAGCAAAGUUGACACUACGAUUUUGCUCUCAGCUCCUCAACCGGUGCAAUCGACCAUUAGUUCUCUUUUAUUUGUGCUUACGAAGGUUUUUGUUCAAAUUUUCAAAAAGAAAAGAAAAAUUCAACGAUUUUCUUCUUCAAGUUUUUUUUUAAUUUUACAACUCGAUUUUUGUUUCCAAUCAAUUCAUUUGAUUCGUUUGAAUUGCAAUUGUCAGUUGUGCAAAUGUGAUUUUCAUAUAUCGACUGCUAAGUUUAUUAUGUAAUUCGCGAUCAUUAUUCACCAUACACAAACAACCCGGAAACCAGACAAUCCUCGUCACAACAGAAAAUCACCAAACGAGCUUUAAUCGUCAGAUAACGGCCAACAUACCGAAACGAUAGAGAAAAACCAAUCCAAGUGCAUAGAUCGCGAUCGAGAGCAUUUUCAAGAACGAGACGAAUAUUUCAGUUGGCAAAGUGAAUUGUACAUUCCAUCGCCGAACAACAGUGUGUUUGUGUCUGUAUUUGAACUUAUUGAAUUUUGUGCUACGUUUUGUGCGCGCACCGUUGACCGUUUCGUUUCUUCAUCUCUCUAUUUAAUUCGUUCUAUUCUUGCGAAUUGUCGUGUGCGAUAUCGAGAGACAGAGAGAUACAUGUAAACAGUCUAAUUCGAUCUUACAUAAUAAUAAGAUAAUUUAAAAUUAUAUUAGAAUUGCAUUUUAAACGAGCGAACGACAAAAGAACCAACGCAGAACCAACUGACAACGAAUCGACGAACGAACGAACGAAUCUAACGCAAGUCUUUCUAAUGCAGUCAAAUCAAAACUGAUGAUACUAAAGAAAAGAAAAAUCAACUAAUUUAACGAAAAUAACGAAGAGAGAAAGAAGCAAAACAAAAACAAAAGAAUAAAACAAAAAACACACAAACAAAAUACCAUAAUCGGUGGUAAAAUAUAAAACGCAAUUGGACGCAACAGUAACAAACGAAAAAGAAACACAACGACCGAGACAAAAUCGCAGGCAAAACUAAAACAAAUAACCACAACAAAGUAACGACAAGAAAAGAAGAGAGAGAGAGAGAGAGAGAGAGAGAAAGAGAGAGGGCAACAAAUAUAAUACCAAUCUCGUGUGAACAACAUCCAUCUAACUGUGAGAGAGUGAUCUCUGGGCGAUUGAUGAGGCGGUCGGUAAUCGUGAAAGCGAAAAUGGAAUUUCAGUGGAAGUAUUUACUGAUAAUGGCAUCACUGACGUCACUGUCAAUGUGUCAAACGGCGCUUGAGCUGGGUGAACGAUGUGGCCACGAUAUGGACUGUACCGAUACAAUCAAAAGCAGCCAAUGUUCGAUGGCUGGCUUCUGUGAAUGCAAACCGUUUUAUGCUCAAUUCAACGAGACUAGCUGCGUUCAAGCUCAACUUCUUGGUAACGAAUGUGUAUUGAAUGAUCAGUGUUCCAUGAAAGUGGCCAAUAGUGCUUGUAUCGAAGGCAUUUGUCACUGCGAGGAUGGCUUCCUACCGUUUCGAAAACACACUUGUUUGUCACCCACUCGACCUGGAACCGUGUGCUACAGCAACAAACAGUGCGAAAUGUUCAAUUCACUCAGUCAUUGUGACUUUCUAAUUCCGAAUUUGUUUGGACGAUGUCAAUGUACGCCCCCAAGUCAACAAUAUGGUUCGACAUGUGUCAGCGAACUGGACACAACCACUGAUGCUGCUGCUGAGGCGGCAUCGAACGAUUCCGAUGAAAUCGUAUUGGCCGAAACGGUGAACAGCGAUGAAACCAGCGGACCAGAAUCUGACAAUGAAAUUGGCGAUAAUGAUGACGCCGAUGAUCAUGACAAUCAUCAAGAUUCAAUUGUGUCGAGUACAUCGACGUCAUCAUCGGUGGUACAAAGUGAAAGUGUUGCCGAAAUUGGUAGUACAACCGUGAAACAACCUGAAUUGGCACCACCUGACGUUGCAUCAAUGACACUUGGCUCAACGAACGAUGAAAGUGUUUCAGAUGAAACGCAAUCCAAUGAAUCACAACCAAACGAAUCACAAUCAAACAAUGAACAGCAGCCAAAUGAAGACGAAAUGACUCAUGAUCAAAUAGAAACAGCAACUGAACAGGUGCAACAAGAGCCAGUGACAAUGUUCGAAGUGGGCACAUUGUUGCCGGAAAAGCAAUCCGAAUCAAUAAGUGAAUCCGUUGCGACGACCAGCUCAUCGAUCUUCUAUGAUGAGGUGUAUGAAGAUAGUGAAACUGAAACCGUGCCCGAUUCCACCGAUAAACAUUUUAUACUGUUAAGUUCAUCCGGUGCCACCGCUAUUCCGUCGGAUUUAUUGUCGGUCAAUGAGGAGAGUGAAUCGCAUGGCAGUGAAUUUGUACAAACUUUGAUGCCACCUCAUUCGAAUAUGGCACCCAAUAAACACAAACCAAGCAACUUAUUCCCGUUGAAUGCUGCUGCCAUGGAUAUGAAUGCCCAAGCAGCAAUUGCACCGCAGCCACAAGACGCAAUGAAAAUGGAUACCGAAGCACCGAUUGUAGCCGAAACGACAGCAAAUCCGCUGCUUCAAAUGUUUGACAUUGAUAUUAGUAAAACAACGGUGAAGCCAAACACUCAGCUCACAAAUGCCGAUGCAAUUGCCGCUUUAGUCUAUGAAAUUGUCGAAAAUGUUGCAUCGAACAUGAAUUCAAAUCAGAAACCAAAUGCCACACCAGUUGCUAAUGAGUCACAAGUCAGUGCAUUCCAACAGAAUAAUGAAAAUGCCGAAAUUUUGGAUGCAAUUUUAUCCAGUCAUCCUGUGUAUCAUACAACCGAAACGACUGUGGUAAAGGACGAAUCACAGCCCAGUGCUGUAAAUGUGGUAAAUGAAAUGGCCGAAACGGAGCCAGUCCCAAUUGAUGAAGUGCAGUCGACAACCAGCAAUCAAGAAUUGGAUUCAGCGCCAGCAUUCAAUGACAAGAAUGAAAAUGUUGAAGAAAACUUCCAAACGGAUGAAAGUCAAAACAUCGCACAAACAACAACCGAAGUCAAAAUCGAAAGCGCCACCGAAGCAACGGUGUAUGAAGACCAAACGCAAGUAUCACAAGUGACAGUCAUUCGAACCGAAGAAGAAACGACAUUGAUUGAUGACAUGAAAAUCCAUCAUUUCGAAGAGCAAACGACAGCCUUGAAUGAACCAUUGGGAAAUGAGCAAGAGGCCACCACUCAAAGUUUUACUCAAAUGCAAGAAACGACUCUGUACGAAAAUGGAUUGACGACCGAAAAACCGACCAAAAACUAUAUUCAGAGUGACACAAAGGAAGAUGCUGUGCAUGAGGAAGCACCCGAAAUUGUAACCGAAAGUGAAACAGUUUACAGCACACUGGCGCCAACGACAAGCGCACCAGACGAGCAAAGUACACAAUUGGCCGAUUUUCGAACGGAAGCCGUCAGUCAAACCACAGAAGUGCAAGAGAGAGAAACAACAACAAAGUCCGCAGAAUCAAUGAAAUCGGAAGAACCGGUGAAAGAGUCAAUUGUAGCACAAAUGAUGCCAAUCCCAUUGGCUUUGACUCACAUCGCACCAGCUUUGACAUCAAACACUGAAAGACGUACCGUGUCAGUGUCGCCCAGCGCAUAUAAUAACAAGUCGGCUAGUUUGAAACAUCAAGAAAUCCGUACUCGAGUCGAUUUAGGCGGUGGAGCGAUUUCGUUGGGUUUGAGCUGUGAAAUUGAUCGACAAUGCCAGUUAGCCGAUCCAAAUACGUACUGUAACGAGGCAAAACGAUGUGAUUGUGCCCAUCAAAAUGAAAUCAUUAAUGCAUGCCGAGCAGAAAACUCCGGAUGUCCACAAAACACUUUCCAAUGUCGAUCAACUGGUCACUGCAUCAGCUGGUAUUUCGUUUGCGAUCGUAAAAUGGACUGCGAUGAUGGAUCCGAUGAAGAGUGCAUGGAUAGUUCCAAGUGUCCGGCCGAAGCAUUUGAGUGCAAACAAAGCGGAAUUUGCGUAUCGAGAGCAGCCGUCUGUGAUGGCAAAAAGCAAUGUCCCCAUGGGGAAGAUGAAGCCGGCUGUAGUUUGGCUAAAGCUGGAAGCUGCCCUUCUGGUAGUUUCCAAUGCAAAAGUGGCGAAUGUCUACCGGAAUAUGAAUUCUGUAAUUCUCGCAUACGUUGUGCGGAUGGAUCUGAUGAACUGUCACACUUAUGCAACUCCGAACGAGUACCAAGCCUUUUCCAGCGGCUGUACACACAGGCACGGUCGAGAAGUAGUUUCUACUGUCCAUUCCAGUGCGGCAAUGGCCGAUGUCGUUCAACUGCCAUCGUAUGUUCUGGUCGAGAUGGAUGCGGUGACAACAGUGACGAAAAUAAAUGUAGCGUAUGCCGUUGUCCAGCUCCAGUCAUAUGAACAUAGCAAUGGAGAUGGAAUGGAGAAAGACACACAUCACUAUUAUCAUUUACAAAAUGAAUCCAUUUUUCAAGCAAAAUAUUCAGUAUUCCUUUUGUUUUGUUUUUUUUUUUUAAUUUCUUCUCUGCUUUCCAAACACAUUUUUACAAAACUAUUCUAAUGAUGAUAAACAAAGAACGACAAAAAAAAUGGUUAACCAAAACAUACAAGCACAUAAAAAACAACAACCAUGAUUUUAUAUGCAGAUCAAUUUCAAGUCAAGAGACUAGCAAAAUUAAAAUCAAUUGUCAACGAGUUUUAUUUUUUAUUAUAGUAUUUCGGAAUCAUGUGAAUAGAAAAUGCAUAAAAAAUCAUCAUCCGAAUCAAAAUGUUGCAUUCUACAGAAGAAGAAGAAGAAAAGAGUAGCAAAUGGAACAAAUGUAAGACAAUGUCUAAAUAUUAAACAAAAACACGAUAAUGUGUCUUUAAACAACAUCAACAGAAAAACAACACACAAUACCCGUAUUGCUUAGCAUUUAAGGCAAAUUAGUUUAAUAUUUGAUAUGCAUUCUUAAGAUCGUGAUACCUUCUUAGGAAUGCGGCCAUCAUUUUUUUUUAUAGAGAAAAUAUUUUUUCUAUUUGUUUGCUCUUUUUUACUACAGAAUAUUGUAAAUAUUGUUUAUAUUAUUAGUUAAUUUAUGUCGUAAAAAAAUCAAAAUAAUUCGCAAAUUGAAAUGAUAAAAAAAUAAAGAAUUAGUGAUUUAAGUUUUACAUAAACAAAA